Messenger RNA from Castor canadensis (American beaver), 1462 nucleotides. NCBI's taxonomy places the organism in Eukaryota, Metazoa, Chordata, Mammalia, Rodentia, Castoridae. The record is from RefSeq and is a predicted model, not a curated record.
AAAAAUCUGUCAUUGCUCAACCAAUAUUUAUUUUUGAAAAGAGAGAACAAACUUUUAAGAGACCUGCAGAUGAUACCUUGUGUGAAGCAGCAGAACAUGAAUGUAAUGGUUUAUCAAGAAAGCGUGCACGGUCUUCAUCCUUUACUCUGCAUACUAUAGAUUUUCAGUCUCAGGGAGUGUCAACUUUGUCUCAGAAGCGCCUGAGAUCUUCAUCCUUCACUGACUUCCCAACCUUCCCCCCUUCUGAGCCAGCGAGGAAAAACAAUGUUUUUAUGACAUCAACUGUUGUGCAGAGGAAUGUUGAUAUUAACAAUGAGAAACAAGGUGCAGUGAAACAUUCUGAACACAUUCUAAGACCUGCUAUUUUGCAGCCACCACAAGCUCAAAGCUGUGAAGAAGAAAGAAAAACAUGUGGGCCCAAUGCAUUGGAAUCCUACAAAAGUAAAGAAAAAACAAAGCAAAACAAGAAGAUUUCUGGGUGGAACUCCAAUUUGUUAAGUGAAAAUUUCCCAAGUGCCGGAAUUUCAAUCCAUUUGUCUACUAACCAGCAUUUUUUAGGUGCAGCCUCAGUGAGAUAUCAACCAAAUGAAGAUAAGUAUUCUUUCAAAAGUUGCACUUCUGACUUUGUUUUUGGAGAAAACAUGGUAGAAAGAGUUUUGGGCACUCAAAAAUUCAUACCACCUCAACCUGAAAAUAAUGCAUAUGUCAAGGAAAAAACAUUCAAAUCCAUUCUGAAAUUUCCUAUCAACUCUCCCAAUUCAAGAACAGAUUCUGUUAAAAAUACAUCCCUAAUUGAAUCAGCCGCUGCUUUCUCUUCCCAACCAUCACGAAAAUACUUGCUGGAGAAAAUUGAUGUUAUAACAGGUGAAGAAGCAGAACAUAAUGUGUUAAAGAUCAACUGCAAGAUUUUUAUAUUCAAGAAAACAACACAAUCGUGGAUUGAAAGAGGCAGAGGAACUUUGAGACUGAAUGACAUAGCAAGCAGUGACUGUGGAACACUAGAGUCAAGACUAAUUAUGCGUAAUCAAGGCAGUCUGAGGCUGAUCCUCAAUAGCAAACUCUGGGCUCAAAUGAAGAUUCAAAGAGCAAACCACAAAAAUUUACAAAUAACAGCUACUGAUUUAGAAGACUAUGGCAUCAAAGUAUUUUUAAUUCAGGCCAGUGCCAAAGACACAGGAUAUCUGUAUGCAGCAAUACAUCAUCGACUUGUUGCCCUUCGAAGCUUCAAUAAGCAGAAAGAUGUCAAUCAAGCUGAAAGGCAGUCAGAAACAGCCCUCCAACAACUAAACUGUGAAAGCUGUGAUGAUGAGGAGGAGGAUGACUUCGUCUGUGUCACUAAAAAUGAAUCAGAUCCUUCUAGGUGGACCCAUAGACAGUCAGUUGCCUGUUCAUGAGCACUACCUGCUAUAAUGAAAAGACUGACCAUCCUUUACUGAAGAGACUGAGCUGUCCCACCUAAAGG